Colias croceus (clouded yellow) is the source of this 1654-nucleotide messenger RNA. Its product is annotated as UDP-glucosyltransferase 2-like. The record is from RefSeq and is a predicted model, not a curated record. Gene Ontology annotation, molecular function: UDP-glycosyltransferase activity. The transcript is spliced from 4 exons. Lineage: Eukaryota; Metazoa; Arthropoda; Insecta; Lepidoptera; Pieridae. The coding region runs from base 57 to 1619 and encodes 520 amino acids.
UACAACAAAUCAGUAAGCAUAAUUGAGUUCAAAUAUUCUAUCGGUAUUUAAGCAUAAUGAAAUUAUUAAGUACAGUUCUAUCAAUAGUUUUAAUAGCAACUAUAAUUUCAACAUCAAACGCGGCACGAAUAUUAGCAGUAUUUCCAACACCAUCGAUAAGCCAUCAAGUAGCGUUUCGACCGUUAACACAAGAACUAGCAAGAAGAGGCCAUGACGUCACAGUUAUUACCCCAGAUCCUGCCUUUCCCAAAGGUCAGGCUCCAGCCAACUUGACUGAGAUCGACGUCCAUUUCUCUUAUGAAUUAUUCGCAGGAAUCUUUGACAUGCAUCAAGGAAAUAAAGGAGGACUUAUCAAGCAGAUCCAGGAACUUGUUCAAAGUCUAACAAAAAUAUUUGAACAACAGUUGCAGGUACCAGAAUCAAAGAAGUUGUUUGACCAGAAGUUUGAUUUGGUAGUCAUGGAAGCGUAUGUACGACCUGCUUUAGGAUUGGGUCAUGUAUUUAAAGCUCCCGUUAUUCAAAUCAGUUCAUUGGGAACUGGUCCCACGAUUUACAGUUUGUUUGGAGCACCAUCGCAUCCUCUCUUGUAUCCAUCUCCAGCUGCGCAAAGGCUAUACAACCUAAGUCUACUUGAAAAAGCUGAAGAAAUGGCAAAGAAUUUAUUCAUUGAAUAUAUAUUUUCAACCACAGAAGAAUUUGAAUAUCAAAUGAUGAAAAGAACUUUUGGUAACGACGUGCCGAAUUAUGAAGAACUAGAAAAGAAUGUUCAGUUGUUAUUUUUAAAUGAACAUCCGAUUUGGGCGGAUAAUCAUCCUGUGCCACCUAAUAUUGUUUACAUUGGAGGUAUUCAUCAAAGUCCAGAGCGAGAAUUACCUGAGGAAUUUAAAACAAUUUUAGAUUCCUCAAAGAAUGGAGUAAUCUAUAUUAGCUUCGGUACCAACGUAAAAGCUUCUCUAAUUCCACAAGAGAAAAUCGCCGUUAUGACGAAGGUUUUGUCUAAAUUACCCUAUGACGUAUUAUGGAAGUGGGACGGAGAGGAGCUGCCAGGAAAAUCGAGCAAUAUAAAAACAUUUAAAUGGUUCCCUCAAGUUGACCUUCUAAAACACCCGAAAGUCAAGCUAUUCAUAACUCAAGGUGGUAUCCAAUCAGCAGACGAAACUAUAAAUGCUGCAGUACCUGUUAUCGGUAUUCCGAUGAUUGGUGACCAAUGGUACAAUGUCGAGAAAUACGUAAAACAUGGAGUUGGUCUGCAAUUAGAUAUAUCAGAAAUAACUGAGGCAAAUUUCGAGAAUGCCGUGACUAGAGUAAUUGAAGAUAAAAGUUUCAAGAAUAACAUGAUAAAACUCCGUUCGCUCAUGAGGGAGCACCCAGUGCCGCCACUAGAGCUUGCUGUGUGGUGGGUGGAGCAUAUACUGCGACAUGGCGGUCAGCACCUGCGCUCCCCUGCAGCGGGGCUCAUCUGGACACAGUAUUAUGAAGUGCCCUUAGUCCUCACUGUUUUAGGCGUGUGUUUUAGUGUCCUUGUAGUUACAGUUUUACUGGUAUUGUCUUUGAUACGGUUAGUGACGAAGUAUGUUUGGGGCAAAAGUGAUAUACAUAAUAAGCAAAAAAUUAAUUAGGUAACUUAUGUUAGUGAAAUACAAUAUUUUUGGAA